Messenger RNA from Chionomys nivalis (European snow vole), 555 nucleotides. It is a transcript of the gene Upk2, whose product is annotated as uroplakin 2. Gene Ontology annotation, biological process: epithelial cell differentiation. The transcript is spliced from 5 exons. The record is from RefSeq and is a predicted model, not a curated record. Lineage: Eukaryota; Metazoa; Chordata; Mammalia; Rodentia; Cricetidae. The coding region runs from base 1 to 555 and encodes 184 amino acids. Gene Ontology annotation, cellular component: apical plasma membrane.
AUGGCCUCCACGCUGCCUAUCCAGACCUUGCCCUUGUUUCUGGGUCUCCUGACUGUCCUGGCUCCGGGGGCUGCAGACUUCAACAUCUCAAGCAUCUCUGGGCUGCUGUCUCCGGCGCUAACAGAAAGCCUGCUAGUUGCCUUGCCCCCAUGUCACCUCACGGGAGGCAAUGCCACACUGACGGUCCGGAGAGCCAACGACAGCAAAGUGGUGGAAUCAGUGUUCGUGGUGCCUCCGUGCCGUGGGCGCAGGGAGCUGGUGAACGUGGUGGACAGUGGGGCUGGCUUCACCGUCACGCGGCUCAGCGCAUAUCAAGUGACAAACCUAACCCCAGGAACUAAAUACUACAUUUCCUAUCGGGUGCAGAAGGGGACGUCCACCGAGUCCAGCCCAGAAACCCCGAUGUCUACCCUUCCUCGAAGGAACAUGGAGUCUAUCGAGUUAGGAAUGGCCCGGACGGGGGGCAUGGUAGUCAUCACAGUGCUCCUGUCUGUCGCCAUGUUCCUGUUAGUCGUGGGCCUCGUCAUUGCCCUGGGCCUGGGUGCCCGAAAAUGA